AUGGAUAUCAAAAGGGUAGGAGCGACUCCAUGGUAUUUCACGGAAGUAUAUGCUAGCCUAGACCCUACAAAAAGAAAUGAGCUUUGGCAAGAACUGAAGGAUUUUUCAAAUACUAAUAAUAAACCGUGGUUAGUUGCGGGGGAUUUUAAUGAAACGAGGUUCUCGUGGGAGAGAAGCUCUAGCUCUUCUGAAACCCAUCGUCGGGAAACUUUAUUUAAUGAAUGGGUUCAAGACAUUGGACUCUUAGAGAUUGAGUUUAGUGGCCCAGCUCAUACGUGGUCAAGAGGGAAAAAUAUUCACACAUACACAAGUGCAAGACUGGAUCGUGCUUUUUGUAAUGGGGACUGGAGUCUACAGUUUGCUAAUGCUGCUUCAAAAAACCUCCUAGCUAUAGGAUCAGACCAUUGCCCGGUUUUAAUUGCUCCUAAUGGCUUUGCCCCGAUUUCAAAUGUUAAUAAACCUUUUAAAUUCCAAGCCGCAUGGUUGACCCAUGAAAAUUUUCGGAGCUUUAUUGAGGAAAAGUGGGAUAAGAAUGCACCGUUGAUCCCUCACCUAGAAAAAAUAGCCAAUGAUCUCCAAGAUUGGAAUAAAAAAAUAUUCCAUAAUAUUUUUAGAAAGAAGAGGAUCCUUCUUGCGCGUAUUGGGGGUGUACAGAAAUGUUUGGCACAACAAAAGUCUAGAGACAUAAUUAAAUUGGAAGCAAAGUUAAGGAAAGAACUGGAUGAAGUGCUAGAGCAAGAAGAACUUCUUUGGUACCAAAAAUCCCGAGUGGAGUGGAUUCAAGAUGGAGAUAGAAAUACUACUUUUUUCCACUUGAGCACGAUUGCAAGGAGGUGGAGGAACAAAAUUAGUGCCAUUAAAGAAGAACCGGAGAGUGAUUGGAUUCAUGAUAAAAACCGAGUGCAAGAAGUAAUCGUUAAAUAUUUUCAAGACUUAUUUUUGGCAGAAGGGGAGUUGGAACAAGGAUCCCUGCCAACUGAUAUAUUUCCUGAGUUCACCUCUCGUGACUGGAAUAAUUUAUUAAGACCAUUCACACAAUGA
This is a messenger RNA of Chenopodium quinoa (quinoa), 1041 nucleotides long. RefSeq lists its product as uncharacterized. The record is from RefSeq and is a predicted model, not a curated record. Gene Ontology annotation, molecular function: catalytic activity. The transcript has a single exon. Bases 1 to 1041 code for a protein of 346 amino acids. NCBI's taxonomy places the organism in Eukaryota, Viridiplantae, Streptophyta, Magnoliopsida, Caryophyllales, Amaranthaceae.